This is a messenger RNA of Microplitis mediator, 600 nucleotides long. RefSeq names its product DNA-directed RNA polymerase I subunit RPA12 (gene RpI12). NCBI's taxonomy places the organism in Eukaryota, Metazoa, Arthropoda, Insecta, Hymenoptera, Braconidae. Gene Ontology annotation, cellular component: RNA polymerase I complex. Gene Ontology annotation, biological process: DNA-templated transcription; termination of RNA polymerase I transcription. The record is from RefSeq and is a predicted model, not a curated record. Gene Ontology annotation, molecular function: nucleic acid binding; zinc ion binding; DNA-directed RNA polymerase activity. The transcript is spliced from 3 exons. The coding region runs from base 139 to 504 and encodes 121 amino acids.
UGUGAGUGAGUCACGUGACUAAAAAAGAUAAAUUCAGACUUAGACAUAUUUUUAUUCUAAUGCGCAUGGUGUUGACCAUAAGCACGUGGAUUUAUAAAAAUUUGAGUAUUUAUCUCGAGUGAAAAGUUAUAAAAUAAAAUGGAAGAAGAAAAAGAAAGUUGUUUUACUACAGACCCGAAUUUUUGUGCUGAUUGUGGUUCUAUUUUACCCCUUCUUGGUGAUAGAGGUGGAGUUACUUGUUAUACUUGCAAACGUGAAUGGGGUUCUGAUGUUUUUGGAGAUAUGAAAAUGUCAUACACUAUUAAUUUUAAUGAUGAAUCCGCAUACGCAAAGCCAGAAGAUGAUAAAAAAAAAUCCGAGGGUCCAGUUAUUGACAGAAAAUGCUCGCAAUGCGGGAAUGAUAAAAUGUCAUACGCGACUCUGCAAUUGAGGUCCGCCGACGAAGGGCAAACUGUCUUCUUUACCUGCACAAAAUGCAAAUUCAAAGAAACGGAAAAUUCAUAAGAUUUCAUAUCAACUUUGUUACUUAAUAUUAAUAUAUAUAUUUUUUAUUUUAAAAAAUCAGCUUUACAGCCUAAUAAAAAUUAAUUAUGCAAAGAU